AUGGCGGUCCUCCUCGUCGGCCUGGCGGCGGCGCAGAGCCCCGCCCCGUCGCCGGCCCACACCCCGUCCAAGUCGCCCUCGGUCUCGCCCAAGGCCUCGCCGUCACCUUCUCCGGCGGCGACGAUGACCCCUCCGCCGGCCUCCGCCCCGUCUCCCGCCGGCACCGUCACCUCGCCUCCGUCGCCGCCGCCCUCGCCGCCGUCUCCCGGCCCCGGGGGCCCCGCUCCGGGAUCUCCGACGUCGAUCUCGACGCCGCCGGCCGUGGCGCCCGCUCCUGCUGGCAGCGGGGCCGUGAGCAACGGAGUUGGCUUCGCCGGGGCGGUGGCGAUCGGCGCCCUCGUCGUCGCUGGUCUGGUCAUCUAG
This is a messenger RNA of Eucalyptus grandis, 363 nucleotides long. Its product is annotated as classical arabinogalactan protein 1-like. The record is from RefSeq and is a predicted model, not a curated record. Lineage: Eukaryota; Viridiplantae; Streptophyta; Magnoliopsida; Myrtales; Myrtaceae. The transcript has a single exon. The coding region runs from base 1 to 363 and encodes 120 amino acids.